Parascedosporium putredinis is the source of this 840-nucleotide messenger RNA. The record is from the annotation of a GenBank genome assembly. Lineage: Eukaryota; Fungi; Ascomycota; Sordariomycetes; Microascales; Microascaceae.
AUGUCAAUGGCUCUGAGACUGACCAACAAUGGCUCCUGUCCAACCUCCGAGUCACUCUUGGGACCUGCCUCUUUGAAGUCCCCCGCUGAAGAUCAGCCCAAGCAGACGUGCAGUCCCGAGACUAAGUGCGCUCCGCUUCAGUCCGCUCUUUUCGCCAAUGGGUCCAAGAAGGGCAAUGGCGGCUUUGGGUACUGCGAUGUUUCCGACGAGAGCUUCGAAUCGUCCACUCUUGCUCCGUGCACUAGCUGCCUCCAGAGCAACAAGAACGAAGUGUACCUCCUCAACUUCUUGAAUGUUCUUUCCGCUGCUUGCGUGUAUAAACCCGCGGCGGGCGAGCUUCUCGUCCGAAACAGCCUCUUUUCGGCUGACGGCGUCGAGAUUGUUGUUCCCGAAACCGACGCCGAGGACUCUGGAGAAGAAGACCCUGUCGUCACAACUACUACGGAGGAUGACACACCCGCCACUCUCACCGAGACACAAAAAUCGCCAUCAUCGCCGCGGUUGCCGGCACCACUGUGCUCGCGGCGGUGCUGUUCCUCGUCUACUUCCUCCGUCAGCGUGCAGCAGGCUCCCGCGGCCAUGAACCCGUACCCGAUCAUGACGGAUGCGAUGAGUGGAGCCAAGGAUGAUGCCGCGGCCUCCCCAUCCUCGUACUCGACUGUCAGCAGCUUCCAGAGCGCUUGGACCGUGGAUCCCAAGGUGUGCAGCACCGCAACGCUAUCCUGGACCGACGUGGAAGGCGUGAACACGACAAGCUCGGUGCCCGUGCACCCAGCCUACGUCGCCCAGAUUCCCGGCCGCAAGAGCAACAUUUCCGAUAGGGCUGGCAACUUUGUCUAA